This is a messenger RNA of Lagopus leucura (white-tailed ptarmigan), 486 nucleotides long. RefSeq names its product spexin hormone (gene SPX). Lineage: Eukaryota; Metazoa; Chordata; Aves; Galliformes; Phasianidae. The transcript has 6 exons. The record is from RefSeq and is a predicted model, not a curated record. Gene Ontology annotation, molecular function: neuropeptide hormone activity. Bases 28 to 378 code for a protein of 116 amino acids. Gene Ontology annotation, cellular component: cytoplasm. Gene Ontology annotation, biological process: positive regulation of gastro-intestinal system smooth muscle contraction.
GACUGCAGAUUUGCUACUUCAAUAGGUAUGAAGGGACUGCGUAAAUUGACAACAUCUGCAUUGGCACUGUUCCUUACAGUGUCCUUCCUAUCUUUUUCCUGGAGUGCUCCUCAGGCUCAUUUCCAAAGGAGAAACUGGACUCCUCAGGCUAUGCUCUAUUUGAAGGGUGCACAGGGACGUAGAUUCAUCUCAGAUGAGAGCCAGCGGAAGGACCUGUAUGGCAGAAUGCAGCUUGAAACACGCAGCCAAAACACAAAUCCUUUAUCUCUUUCUGAAGCUGCAGCAUUGUUCCUUAGUUCAUUAUGGAAAGCUCAAGAAGUGGAAGAAGAAAACAGUGAUCAUCCUGGCUACCUGAUGGAUAAUCUAUCAAACUGGUGAAAUAUUUGAAAUUUCUUUAACAUUUGUAUUCCAUCUACCCUGAAACCAUGAUCUGUGUAAACAGUGUUAUAAUCUCCACUUAAAUGCCAAAAAGUUGACGUAUAUAUU